This is a messenger RNA of Closterium sp. Naga37s-1, 2016 nucleotides long. NCBI's taxonomy places the organism in Eukaryota, Viridiplantae, Streptophyta, Zygnematophyceae, Desmidiales, Closteriaceae. The record is from the annotation of a GenBank genome assembly.
AUGGCAAUCGCCGCAAUGUCCCGCUGUGCCGCCGCCUCCCUCUCCUGGUCGUACUCGCGCGUGCCGUCCCCCACCACCUUCUCCCCCGCGUCCUGCAUCGUCAGGUCGAGGGUCGUGUGCACCUGCAGCCCGCCCCGCACCACCUCCUCCCGCCCGUACCUCUGCGCCAGCUCGUAUAACACCUGGGUGGGGCGGGGGGGGUGGGGGGAAGGGCGUGGGGGGGAGGGGAAAGGCGUGAGGGAGUGGGCGGAGACCGUGAGGGAGAGGGGGAUGGGCGUGAGGGGGCAGGGAGGGAAGAGAGGCAGAGCGAGCUCCAACCCACUCAGGGCUCGUCCUUCACACGUGCCAUUCCCCACCCACCUUCACACGUGCCAUUCCCCACCCACCUUCACACGUGCCAUUCCCCACCCACCUUCACACGUGCCAUUCCCCACCCACCUUCACACGUGCCAUUCCCCACCCACCUUCACACGUGCCAUUCCCCACCCACCUUCACACGUGCCAUUCCCCACCCACCUUCACACGUGCCAUUCCCCACCCACCUUCACACGUGCCAUUCCCCACCCACCUUCACACGUGCCAUUCCCCACCCACCUUCACACGUGCCAUUCCCCACCCACCUUCACACGUGCCAUUCCCCACCCACCUUCACACGUGCCAUUCCCCACCCACCUUCACACGUGCCAUUCCCCACCCACCUUCACACGUGCCAUUCCCCACCCACCUUCACACGUGCCAUUCCCCACCCACCUUCACACGUGCCAUUCCCCACCCACCUUCACACGUGCCAUUCCCCACCCACCUUCACACGUGCCAUUCCCCACCCACCUUCACACGUGCCAUUCCCCACCCACCUUCACACGUGCCAUUCCCUCACCCACCUUCACACGUGCCAUUCCCCACCCACCUUCACACGUGCCAUUCCCCACCCACCUUCACACGUGCCAUUCCCCACCCACCUUCACACGUGCCAUUCCCCACCCACCUUCACACGUGCCAUUCCCCACCCACCUUCACACGUGCCAUUCCCCACCCACCUUCACACGUGCCAUUCCCCACCCACCUUCACACGUGCCAUUCCCCACCCACCUUCACACGUGCCAUUCCCCACCCACCUUCACACGUGCCAUUCCCCACCCACCUUCACACGUGCCAUUCCCCACCCACCUUCACACGUGCCAUUCCCCACCCACCUUCACACGUGCCAUUCCCCACCCACCUUCACACGUGCCAUUCCCCACCCACCUUCACACGUGCCAUUCCCCACCCACCUUCACACGUGCCAUUCCCCACCCACCUUCACACGUGCCAUUCCCCACCCACCUUCACACGUGCCAUUCCCCACCCACCUUCACACGUGCCAUUCCCCACCCACCUUCACACGUGCCAUUCCCCACCCACCUUCACACGUGCCAUUCCCCACCCACCUUCACACGUGCCAUUCCCCACCCACCUUCACACGUGCCAUUCCCCACCCACCUUCACACGUGCCAUUCCCCACCCACCUUCACACGUGCCAUUCCCCACCCACCUUCACACGUGCCAUUCCCCACCCACCUUCACACGUGCCAUUCCCCACCCACCUUCACACGUGCCAUUCCCCACCCACCUUCACACGUGCCAUUCCCCACCCACCUUCACACGUGCCAUUCCCCACCCACCUUCACACGUGCCAUUCCCCACCCACCUUCACACGUGCCAUUCCCCACCCACCUUCACACGUGCCAUUCCCCACCCACCUUCACACGUGCCAUUCCCCACCCACCUUCACACGUGCCAUUCCCCACCCACCUUCACACGUGCCAUUCCCCACCCACCUUCACACGUGCCAUUCCCCACCCACCUUCACACGUGCCAUUCCCCACCCACCUUCACACGUGCCAUUCCCCACCCACCUUCACACGUGCCAUUCCCCACCCACCUUCACACGUGCCAUUCCCCACCCACCUUCACACGUGCCAUUCCCCACCCACCUUUCUCCUCCGCAUCCAGCAUACACACCUCUCACCUCGCUGA